Molecule: messenger RNA, 3893 nt
Organism: Archocentrus centrarchus (flier cichlid)
Lineage: Eukaryota; Metazoa; Chordata; Actinopteri; Cichliformes; Cichlidae
Gene: ttf2
Product: transcription termination factor, RNA polymerase II
Exons: 23
Coding region: 59-3484 (1141 amino acids)
Biological process (GO): DNA repair
Cellular component (GO): nucleus
Molecular function (GO): ATP-dependent activity, acting on DNA; ATP binding; zinc ion binding
Source: RefSeq, a predicted model, not a curated record
AUACAGACUUUCACUACACGUUCUAGCAACUGAAACUGAGCUAAAGGUGUUUGUAAGAAUGGAAAAGGUUUUGUGUAAAGUCCACGACAGCGUCUGUAUGUUAAAAACCGGCGUAAAGGAUGGACCAAAUAAAGGCAAGAGCUUCUACGUCUGCGUUGACAAGGAAGGCUGUGAUUUCAGUCAGCAAACCAGCAUCUCACCUUCUCACUGCCUCCAUCAUGAAGAUUCAAUGGUGGAACUCCAGGCUCUCAACUACAGUCAGCAACAGCAGGGCUACAGGUUGUUCUACCGAUGUGUUACAGGUAAAAAAGCAGGCCAGAGAUGGUGUGGAAAUGUGCCCUGGACGGCACCAGAAAAAGAAAAGAGAAGCCUGCUAUCUGACUCGCAGUUACAGCACUCCUGUCUUCCACCUGUACGAAACCCCUUUAAGGCACCAAGCCAGACAGAGAAGGACUCUGAGUGGAGAAAGUUGCACCACGGUAGACAUGCGGAGAAAGAAGCAAGUCACAAGGCUGAAGGAAGAGAAAGUUAUCAGAAAGAAAAUGAGGGGAAACAAUGUGCAGGAGUGGAAGAAAAGGAGGAAGGUAAGCUCGGGACAUCGGAUACUUACCAAGGCAAAAAACUUCCACCAGGAAUGAAGUUAAAAAAGAGAGUUUCAAAUGAGGAGAGCAACAUUCCCAAAGAAAACAGUGUGGAAAAAAGAACAGAGAAGAUUCAAGAUGCUGAAGAGAAGCACACGGAGCAGGGAGAAGCAGAAAAGAGCAUUUCUACCUCCAGCAUCAAGACUCUUCAUUCUGAGAAAGUGAAUCAAACUGCACCAGUUUCUCACAAGAGCUUGCCCCAGCAACCAUCUAAUGGUGAAACCUCUCUGGUGAAAGAAACCAGUCAAACCCUAAAAAAGAGCCACUCUGAAUCUGCAUCCAGAGACUCUAGUGACAGCAGGAAUCCCACAUCUGACAAACCAACACAGUCAGUGUCCAUUCAACCCAGAAGUCCUAAAGACAACAAUGAUGAUGAUGAUGAUGAUGAUGUAGUGUUGGUGUCAGUGAAAACUGCUCCACAGAAAACUCCUCCUGUUUCCACUGUCCAAAAGACUCUGACCAACUUCCCAGGAUUCCAGCCAGCUUCUAAGAUCAGAAGUCCAGUGGAAAAUCCCAAAAGGCUCCAGAGCCUGCUCACUACUCAGCUCCAACAGAAAAAGGCCACGCUGUCUUCUGUGAAUAUGGAGGCCCUGCCAGAUAAAGGAGAGAGGUUGAAGACACAGGUUAAAGAGCUGGAGGAAGCGCUGGAGUCACUGAGCCUCACUGCUGCUUCUGAGCCUGAGUCUGAGGAAGUAUGUAGCAGCAGUGAUUCUGGCAUCAGCAGCACCCAGAUCAACCCAUUCAGUCGGCAGGGUGGGACCAUCCUGCUCCCGUCCCCUCCAGCCCCGGGUCCACACCACCAUCAGGCCUCUGGGAGCUCUCUGGGGCUCCAGCUGAGCCAGGGAUACACCCAGAUGUAUGGAGCAAACCCACAGGCACAGACAUUUUAUGGGGGCAGAAUGACCAACGACCGUCUGCUGGCGGUGAAAAAUGCCACCUGUGAGGCCAUCGACCAUCUCCACAAAUCAUUGGAGUCCUGUCCUGAUGCUGAAGCUGAGGCCCCUGACCCCAAGGGCAUCAAGGUGCCACUGCUGGCCCAUCAGAGGAGAGCUUUGGCCUGGUUGCUCUGGAGAGAAACGCAGAGUCCUUGUGGAGGAAUUCUGGCGGAUGACAUGGGUCUGGGGAAGACCUUGACCAUGAUUUCUCUGAUACUGGCCAUGAAAAGGAAGGCGAAGGAGGAUGAUGGAAAGAAGGAAGAGAAGAAGCUGGAGAGCUGGUUAUCCAAAACUGACUCCAGCUUAGCGGUGUCUAAAGGGACUCUUAUCAUCUGCCCUGCCUCACUGGUGCACCACUGGAAGAAGGAGAUUGACAGACAUGUCAGGACAGGCAAGCUGACGGUGUACCUGUACCACGGCCCGAACCGUGAGAGAAGUGCCAGAGUGCUGGCGGAUUACGAUGUGGUGGUGACCACCUACAGUCUAGUCUCCAAGGAGAUUCCAGCCCAGAAGGAGGAAGCUGAUAACCCCACCAAGGAAAACGAUGAUUUGCCGCCACGCUCAGCUCCUCUUCUCCGAGUGGCCUGGGCCCGCAUAAUUCUCGAUGAAGCCCACAACAUCAAAAACCCAAAGGUGCAGACCUCCAUGGCGGUCUGUCGGCUGAGGGCCGGAGCCCGUUGGGCUGUCACUGGUACACCCAUUCAGAACAACCUGCUGGACAUGUACUCGCUGCUCAAGUUUCUGCGUUGUUCACCGUUUGAUGAGUACAAACUGUGGAAAGAUCAGGUGGACAACGGCUCCAAGAGAGGCAGAGAGCGACUCAACAUCCUGACCAGGACUCUGCUGCUCCGACGAACCAAAGACCAGCUGGACUCCACAGGAAAACCACUGGUUUCUCUUCCUGAUCGGACUUGCAAGGUGCAUCAACUCAAACUUUGUGAGGAUGAGCAGGCUGUGUAUGAUGUGGUUUUUGCCCAGUCCAGAUCUACUCUGCAGAGCUACCUAAUGAGGCACAAAGGAAACAAUUUGACGAGGGGGAGCACAUCCAGUUCUAAUCCCUUUGAGAAAGUGGCCCAGGAGUUUGGCAUGUCCCAGGCUGAUCCUGCUCUGUCGAGCUCUCAGCAGCCUCAGCAGGCGUCCAGCACCGUCCACAUCCUGUCUUUGUUGCUGCGCCUCCGACAAUGCUGCUGUCACCUCUCGCUUCUUAAGAAGACACUGGACUCAUCGGAGCUGCAGGGUGAUGGGAUCGUCUUGUCUUUGGAGGAGCAGCUCAAUGCUCUCUCGCUCUCCUCCAGUCCCUCGCCAUCUGGUCCUGACCCCAAAGAUACCGUGGCCCUAAAUGGCACCCGCUUCGCCUCACAGCUGUUUGAGGACACCAGUGAAAGUACCAAGAUCUCUGCUAUCAUCUCUGAGCUAAAGGCGAUCAGACAGAAGAGUAAUGACCACAAGAGUGUGAUCGUGUCCCAGUGGACCAGCAUGCUCCAUAUUGUAGCAGUUCAUCUGCAGCGGAUGGGGUUAAGGUACGCCGUGAUCGAUGGGACCGUCAACCCUAAACGGCGCAUGGACCUGGUGGAAGAAUUCAACACUAACCCAAAAGGACCACAGGUGAUGCUGGUUUCUCUUUGUGCCGGAGGGGUCGGACUCAAUCUGAUUGGUGGGAAUCACCUGUUUCUCAUUGACAUGCACUGGAACCCAGCUUUGGAGGAUCAGGCCUGUGACCGAAUCUAUAGAGUGGGACAACAUAAAGAUGUCACCAUCCACAGGUUUGUGUGUGAAAACACAGUAGAGGAGAAGAUUUCCACACUGCAGGUGAAGAAGAAGGAGCUGGCACAGAAUGUCCUGUCAGGAACAGAAAACACCAUCUCUAAACUCUCGCUAGCUGAUCUUAAAAUCAUUUUUGGAGUCUGAGAGAGCUGCUCCAGCUGACCGACAGCUACCGACACAUAGGAUAUAACUUUGGAAAAUCUUAAAAUUUAAAAAAAAAUUGAUAAAACUGAGGUAAUAUAUUGCUGCAACAAGACUAAGAAUUUCCCUCCAACCACUUGAAGGCAUUGCAGCAAUGUUACACUAAACAGCAGAUUGGAGCUUUCUGUAAAACAUGAGGGUUUUUUUUCCUUUUGACUGCUUCAUCUGCAGAUAUUUAAAUGCCACAGCUAACACACAGUUGGACAGUAUUCUAAAAGUAUUUGUACAUCUUUCAAGAUUUUCUUACUGUAUUUUGUUAAAUUACAUAAUAUCUUUCUGUAUAUGUGUUGCUUCUUUUUCUGCCACCUGAUGGAGUUUAUGUUCUUUAAGGGUUUUUUUUUUUUUAUUAGUA